Tripterygium wilfordii is the source of this 4280-nucleotide messenger RNA. Its product is annotated as NPC intracellular cholesterol transporter 1-like. The coding region runs from base 150 to 4016 and encodes 1288 amino acids. Gene Ontology annotation, molecular function: lipid carrier activity. Gene Ontology annotation, cellular component: membrane. The transcript has 39 exons. The record is from RefSeq and is a predicted model, not a curated record. Lineage: Eukaryota; Viridiplantae; Streptophyta; Magnoliopsida; Celastrales; Celastraceae.
UUCUGUAACUUCCAUGGCAGAGUCACUGAGAAUCACAACCCAUUUUAAAAGUCAAUUCCCCCAAAACUAAGCAAAGCCCAGAUACCAAUUAAGACUGAAGGAGUUGGAGUUGUUUUUCUUUCAUCGAUACACUCCCUGUACCAAGCAAAAUGGCGGUGUUAUCUCCGCGUCUCCUCUCUCUAGUUCAGUUAGUGUUCAUUGCCUUAUUACUCUCCACAGAAAAGAUUGGUGCUAAGCACGUGCUGAUUCCUACUGAUGUUUCUUCUGGGGAAAGUCAUUCAAAAGAAUAUUGUGCAAUGUAUGAUAUAUGCGGAGAAAGCAGUGAUGGGAAAGUGCUAAAUUGUCCUUAUGGUUCUCCGUCGGUGAAGCCUGAUGAGCUAUUUUCUGCCAAGAUUCAAAGCUUGUGUCCAAGUAUAAGUGGAAAUGUUUGUUGUACGGAGGCUCAAUUUGAUACACUGCGGGCACAGGUUCAACAAGCCAUACCUUUUCUUGUUGGUUGUCCAGCGUGCCUGAGGAACUUCUUGAAUCUCUUUUGUGAGCUUUCUUGCUCACCGAAUCAAAGUCUAUUCAUCAAUGUGACUUCUAUCUCCAAGGUUUCUGAAAAUUUGACUGUGGAUGGUAUUGACUAUUAUGUAACUGAUUCCUUUGGAGAGGGAUUAUACAACUCUUGCAAGGAAGUAAAGUUUGGGACAAUGAAUACAAGAGCCAUAGAUUUUAUUGGUGCUGGUGCUAGAAAUUUCAAAGAGUGGUUUGCAUUUAUUGGCCAGAAAGCAGAGCCGGGAUUCCCUGGUUCACCUUACGCAAUCAAAUUUAGGUCAAGCAUUUCAGAGUCCUCUGCAAUGGAACCUAUGAACACAAGUAUCUAUUCAUGUGGUGACACUUCUUUGGGCUGCUCUUGUGGUGAUUGCCCUUCAUCUCCUGCAUGUGCUAAUUCAGAUCCUCCCUCUCCGCCCAAAAAACAUUCCUGCUCUGUUAGAAUCGGGCAUCUUGAGGUCAAAUGCUUUGAAUUUUCAUUAGCAAUUGUCUACAUUAUAUUGGUUUCUGCGUUUUUUGGGUGGGCUUUAUUUCUUCGGAAAAGUGAUAGGAGUCAUCAAUCUAGCCUGGAACCACUGUUGAGUGAAGGUGAAAUCCAUUCUGAGGACAUGCAUAUGAGCGACUUUUCAAUGAAGGUGUAUAGGAUGAAUCCCCAAGUCCGGAAUGGGGUCUCUGUCAUUCAAGAAUAUAUGUCAAGCUUCUUCAGGUGGUAUGGAAGAUGGGUUGCUAGAAAUCCCACUCUUGUGCUUUGUUCUUCGGUGGCAAUUGUUCUCUUGCUUUGUUUAGGCUUAAUUAAUUUCGAGGUGGAAACUCGACCUGAGAAGUUGUGGGUAGGUCCUGGUAGUCGAGCAGCAGAAGAGAAACGGUUUUUUGACAGCCACCUAGCUCCCUUCUACAGAAUUGAGCAGCUUAUAUUAGCAACCUUACCAAAUCCGAAGGAUGGGAAACUGCCCAGUAUUGUUACAGAGGAUAAUAUACAGCUACUCUUUGAUAUACAGAAGAAGAUUGAUGGAAUUCGUGCAAAUUAUUCUGGUUCAACUGUAUCUCUUACUGACAUUUGCUUAAAGCCUCUUGGCCAGGAUUGCGCGACGCAAAGUGUUUUGCAGUAUUAUAAAAUGGAUCCUGAAAAUUACGACUACUAUGGAGGAAUCAGUCAUGCCGAGUAUUGCUUUCAGCAUUAUACUUCUGCAGACACAUGUCUGAGCGCAUUUGAGGCCCCACUUGAUCCAAGCACUGCUUUAGGAGGAUUCUCUGGAAACAAUUACUCCGAGGCUACUUCAUUUGUUGUUACCUACCCAGUUAAUAAUGCAGUUGAUGAAGCUGGCGAUGAGAAUGGAAAGGCAGUAUCCUGGGAAAAGGCUUUCAUUCAGUUAACAAAGGAUGAGCUGCUACCAAUGGUACAGUCUAGCAAUCUCACUCUUUCAUUUUCAUCCGAAAGUUCUAUUGAGGAAGAAUUGAAAAGAGAAAGUACUGCAGAUGUUGUAACAAUAGCUAUAAGCUAUCUUGUAAUGUUUGCUUAUAUAUCCGUGACACUGGGGGAUGCGCCACGGUUAUCUUCUUUUUACAUCUCAUCAAAGGUUUUGCUUGGUCUUUCCGGAGUUUUGCUUGUCAUGCUUUCUGUCCUUGGAUCUGUUGGAUUUUUCAGUGCUAUCGGGGAAAAGUCUACGUUAAUCAUUAUGGAAGUUAUUCCUUUCUUGGUUUUGGCUGUGGGAGUAGAUAACAUGUGUAUAUUGGUGCAUGCUGUGAAACGGCAACCAUUGGAGCUACCAUUGGAAGUACGAAUAAGCAAUGCAUUGGUUAAAGUUGGACCAUCCAUAACGUUAGCAAGUAUAUCUGAAUUUCUGGCAUUUGCAGUUGGAAGUUUCAUUCCAAUGCCAGCUUGUCGUGUGUUUUCCAUGUUCGCAGCUUUGGCUGUUCUACUGGAUUUUCUUUUGCAAGUUACUGCUUUUGUUGCGCUGAUAGUUUUUGACGCUUUGAGAAUUGAGGAUAAUCGGAUUGACUGCUUUCCAUGCGUAAAAGUUUCUGCUUCUGGAGAACCCAACGAAGGCAUUAGUCAAAGAAGAGGCGAACUGCUGGCUUGGUAUAUGAAGGAAGUUCAUGCACGUAUACUAGGACUUUGGGGGGUGAAAGUAUUCGUUCUUGCUAUCUUUGUUGGUUUUGCUUUGGCAAGCAUCGGACUAUGUCGAAGGAUAGAAGCUGGUUUAGAGCAGAAUAUUGUUCUUCCUCGUGACUCUUAUCUUCAGGGGUAUUUUAGUAAUGUUUCAGAAUAUCUCAGAGUUGGGCCUCCACUGUAUUUUGUUGUUAAGAAUUACAACUAUAGCUUAGAAUCAAGAGAUACAAACAAGCUCUGUUCCAUUAGCCAGUGUGAUCCAAACUCUCUUCUGAAUGAGAUAUCUAGAGCAUCUUUAAUACCAAAAUCAAGCUACAUUGCUAAGCCAGCUGCCUCAUGGCUUGAUGACUUUCUUGUAUGGAUAUCUCCAGAGGCAUUUAGUUGCUGUCGGAAGUUUAUAAAUGGUUCCUAUUGUCCACCUGAUGAUCAGCCGCCGUGUUGCUCACCUGAUGAAGGACCUUGUGGCUUAGGUGGAGUCUGUGCAGACUGUACAACAUGCUUUCGCCACUCGGACUUGGUUGAUAACCGUCCACCUACAGAGCAAUUUAAGGAGAAGCUUCCUUGGUUUCUUGAUGCACUACCAUCUGCUGAUUGUGCAAAGGGUGGUCAUGGGGCAUACACCAACAGUGUGGAUCUAAAUGGCUAUGAGAGUAGUGUUAUAGGGGCGUCAGAGUUUCGUACAUAUCACACACCGUUAAACAAACAGGGUGACUACGUUAAUUCAAUGCAAGCCGCACGGGAGUUCAGUGCGAGAGUGUCUGAUUCAUUGAAGAUGGAUAUCUUUCCAUAUGCGAUGUUCUAUAUCUUCUUUGAGCAAUAUUUGGAUAUAUGGAGGGUAGCAUUGACCAAUAUUGCUGUGGCUCUUGGUGUUAUAUUUAUUGUCUGCCUUGUCAUUACAUCCAGUUUCUGGAGUUCAGCAAUCAUUUUACUUGUUUUGGUGAUGAUAGUUGUGGAUCUCAUGGGUGUAAUGGCAAUUCUGGGUAUUCAACUAAAUGCAGUCUCUGUUGUAAAUCUUGUAAUGUCAAUAGGAAUUGCUGUUGAGUUUUGUGUGCAUAUAGCACAUGCCUUCCUGGUAAGCCAUGGGGAUAGGAACCAGCGAGCCCAGGAGGCUCUGGGCACCAUGGGAGCUUCAGUCUUCAGUGGAAUUACACUCACAAAGCUAGUUGGAGUCAUUGUCCUUUGCUCUGCAAGAUCAGAAAUUUUUGUGGUCUAUUACUUUCAAAUGUACCUCGCAUUGGUUAUCAUUGGUUUCUUGCACGGGCUUGUGUUUUUACCAGUUGUGCUGAGUAUGUUUGGUCCACCCUCGAUGCAUAUUGUUAUCGAGAAACAGCAAGAAGAUGAUGAGCCUUCUGCUCCGUCGCAGUUGAGCUGAGCUGAUCUAGGGAGUGCCAUAACUUGCUUGUUCUGGCUCUACCAAAGCGCGUUGAUUUUAUACAAUGUUAGAACACAUCCCUUGAUGAAACAUGUUGCUACACCUUAACAGUUUCAAAUCAUAGGAAAAAAAUCGUUAAAUUUUUAGUUGAUAUUACAUCUCUUAGCUCCCAUCCCAUAAAAUGGUUUGUUAUUUUGCAUCAGUAAAAAUCUCUGAUAACUUUACCCCUUGGAUCUUUGUAAGAAAAUUGUAUUUGUCCCUUUA